Molecule: messenger RNA, 5735 nt
Organism: Sciurus carolinensis (gray squirrel)
Lineage: Eukaryota; Metazoa; Chordata; Mammalia; Rodentia; Sciuridae
Gene: Syt4
Product: synaptotagmin 4
Exons: 4
Coding region: 269-1543 (424 amino acids)
Biological process (GO): vesicle fusion; regulation of dopamine secretion; calcium-ion regulated exocytosis
Cellular component (GO): axon; synapse; membrane
Molecular function (GO): calcium-dependent phospholipid binding; calcium ion binding; SNARE binding
Source: RefSeq, a predicted model, not a curated record
CAGGAUUGCGUCAAUUCGGGUUUCAGCCACGUCUGGAGUCUCGGAGACGAGCUUUUCAGAAGAGCCAAAACAGGAACAGGGGUGGCAAAUCAUUGUGCGAGGGCGAGUGGACCUCCCUCUUCGCCUCCUCCCUGCUCCAGGCGCGGGUCCCCUGGGCUCUGCGCUGCUGUUUUCAGCACUCAGGAAAGCCGGCGUUUCAGAUCCAGGAAAGUCAAUCUAGCCAGGGAGUUUUCCGUUCAGCACCUCGGACAGAACACGCAGCAAAAAAAUGGCUCCGAUCGCUACCAGCCGGGAAGAAUUUGAUGAAAUCCCCACGGUAGUGGGGAUCUUCAGUGCAUUCGGACUUGUCUUCACUGUCUCUCUCUUUGCAUGGAUCUGCUGUCAGAGAAAAUCAUCCAAGUCUAACAAGACUCCUCCAUACAAGUUUGUUCAUGUGCUGAAAGGAGUCGAUAUUUAUCCUGAAAACCUAAAUAGCAAAAAGAAGUUUGGAGGAGAUGACAAGAAUGAAGUAAAGAAUAAACCAGCUGUGCCAAAGAAUUCAUUGCAUCUUGAUCUUGAGAAGAGAGAUCUAAAUGGCAACUUCCCCAAAACAAACCUCAAAGUUGGCAGCCCUUCUGAUCCAGAGAAUGUGACCCCGAAGCUCUUUGUAGAAGGAGAAAAAGAGGCAGUUUCCCCUGAUAGUUUAAAAUCCAGCACUUCCCUCACUUCAGAAGAGAAGCAGGAGAAGCUGGGAACCCUCUUUUUCUCCCUAGAGUACAACUUUGAGAAGAAGGCAUUCGUGGUGAACAUCAAGGAGGCCCGGGGUUUACCAGCCAUGGAUGAGCAGUCUAUGACCUCUGACCCGUACAUCAAAAUGACCAUCCUCCCAGAGAAGAAGCAUAAAGUGAAAACCAGAGUGCUGAGGAAGACCUUGGACCCAGCUUUUGAUGAAACCUUCACAUUCUAUGGCAUUCCCUACACCCAGAUCCAAGAGCUGGCCUUGCACUUCACAAUCUUGAGUUUUGACAGGUUUUCAAGAGAUGAUACCAUUGGAGAAGUCCUGAUUCCUCUUUCAGGAAUUGAAUUGUCUGAUGGAAAAAUGCUAAUGAACAGAGAAAUCAUCAAAAGAAAUGUUAGGUCUUCAGGACGGGGUGAGCUACUGAUCUCCCUCUGCUAUCAGUCCACCACAAAUACUCUUACUGUGGUUGUAUUAAAAGCUCGACACCUUCCUAAAUCUGAUGUUUCCGGACUUUCAGAUCCCUAUGUCAAAGUGAACCUGUACCACGCCAAAAAGAGAAUCUCCAAAAAGAAGACUCAUGUGAAGAAAUGCACCCCCAACGCAGUGUUCAAUGAACUGUUUGUCUUUGAUAUUCCUUGUGAGGGUCUUGAAGAAAUAAGUGUUGAAUUUCUGGUUUUGGAUUCCGAAAGGGGGUCCCGAAAUGAGGUGAUUGGGCGGUUGGUCCUGGGUGCCACAGCUGAAGGAACCGGUGGGGAACACUGGAAGGAGAUCUGUGAUUUCCCCAGGAGACAAAUUGCCAAGUGGCACAUGCUCUGUGAUGGUUAGCGUCCUAUCCAUGAGUUGGAACUUAAGGGUUUUUACUAGGCAAGGAGCAAUCUUUUUUUUUUCUUUUAUGUGAUUGUAAGCUUGUGACACAGCAAGCCACCUUCUGUUGGUUAGAAAUGGAUUGAAUUAGUAGACCAGAAAGUAACUGUAAAUGUGAACAUGAUAAUUUCCCCCUUUAGUAGAGAAGUUGGAUAAAUUUUCAUAAGAUAUUCAAUUCCCCUGCAGGUUGUCCAGUAUUUUAAGUAGGGAUGGCCAAUUUUGGUCAAUCUUGUUGUGAACACUGCAUUACAAUCCAAGUCAUGGGUUGGAUCUAGAAGUGAUGAAAUCACUAGACCAUCACUGGAGGUCCAGGUGAUUUUUCAGAUUUAAAAAUGAAAAUCAUGCCUUCACUUAUGAAAAUUUAUCCAUUUUUUUCCUUCAGGUUGGGGAAAUCAAGUUUUCUUUAAAUCCAAAGAUAUUAAAGAAAUGUUUUCUAGUUUGUUUUCAUUAAUUAUGUCAAGUGCAAAUGGUUGUCCUGCAUAUCAAAGUAUCUGGUCAUUUCUCUUUGGUUUGUAAUUAUUUGAUACAAUUUUAUCAUAAGAGAAAUAACAGGUUCAUUUCCAAAGGACAGUGAACAAGCUGAGAAGUUAUUUUAUCAAAGGGCUGAGUUGAGAACACUGUGGCUGAAAUAUGAUUUUUUUUUCUCUUCUUUAAGGUUACAUGUGAGUCAAAAUGUAAAAUAUAACCUCACAUAAGAACCACGGCCUUGAAUUAUUCACUGCCUGUCACAAGCCUCAGUGUGACCUAAGAAACCCCUGUUUACCUUUGUGAAGUUGUCAGAUUAGCUAGUGGAUAAAGAAAUAAACUUCAGGUAGAGAUUCAAUUAGAGAAAUGGUUUUUUUGUAGGAGAUAUGUACAGUAUGCAAGUGUACUCUCAAGGCCAUCCUUUGUUCCCAGGUGGGCAUGGCCCUCUGCGUGUUCCUUUAAUUCAUUCUCCCCCAGAAAGGAUCAAGGUAUUUGAAAAGGGAAGGAAAAGAAGGGAAGGGAACAAAGGGGAGAGAAGAAGGAAGAAAGAGGAUGGAUGAAAGGAAGAAAGGAAGAAAAAAGGACUGUGAAGUUUUUUACGUGGCCAGAUUGAAACCAACAAACCAAGUAACAAGUCAAGAACAUAGAGAGUAAGCCUGACAUAAUUUACAUGUUCACAAAAUAUACUUAGGCUGUCAAAUUAGCACAACAAAGUGUGCUUUUCACUCUGUUUUCUAGGCUACUAGGUCUUGAGUUGUUGUCUGUAAAGCAGUUUAGAGACUUGUAUCUUGUACCAUUUUCCAGUACCAGGGUUCUGAAAUUCACUCAAAACCUGGUAGAGCAAAGCAGAGCCCUGUGAUUAUCUGGAAAGAAUUCACUGGAGGGUAAUGUCACAAUAUUUGAGUUUGGAGAGAAGGAUGACUGAAACUCGGGUACAGCUGCAUUAUUAAAUAUGCAAGUUAGAAAUAAAGUCUACUGAAAAAUUUACAUUUUGAGUCAGGUUUUGUGUCAGUACUUUAACAGUUUUUGAGGAUGUGUUUGAUAUCACAGUGUUUGUAAAUUCUAUGAACAUGCAUUUUCCUAACAACUUAUACAUGCUUUUUAUGACGAUGCCUAAUGUAAAGAAAAUGUAUUACAUUCUUUAUGUACAAAGAUUGAAAAUCAACCACUUUUUGUGCUUUAAGAUGACUUUGGGACUAAAAAUGAACAUUCCCCAGUCAUGUUCUUCAUUCCAUACAAAGUCAUUCCACAGCAUCUUGGUCCACUCAGCUUUUCUGUGAAAGCAACAUGAACUUCAGUCAGCGUGGAGUUUGGGGAUGCCAAAUGGCCUUUUCAUGUAUGUAUGUUUGGUACCAUGGGCCAUGGAAUAUGAUGCAUUUUGGAGCUCUGAAAAGUUAUGAGGAGUCAAUUUCCAGUAUCCUACACAGCAGCCAGAAGUCAAUGGCAGUACCAGCCUUCAGUAUGAGUAUUGGAAGAGGGCUUUUUUUUGUUUGUUUUUUUAAAGUGGAACAAUGAUGGAUGAAAAAUUGAAAUUACAAUGGAUGAUUUGUAAAUAGUUUUUAGUUUUCAAAAUUUAAAGUGUUUUGAGUGUGAAAAGUUGAGUAAAACUAUUUACAACAGGUUAUAAGAAAAGAAAGGAGAAAAGCAAGAAAGGAAUUGAAACAGGCAGGGAGACAUGUGAUCUCAUCAUUUUUGAAAAUUGUACUGUUUUAUAAUGUAUUACAAUAUCAAUGUGAAUAUCUUGAAUCGUUACAAAUCCUGCACUGUAUUAAAUAUGUAAAUUAAUUGUUUGUCUGAUUAGCCAAUCUAACCACCCUCAUGGGGAGGUAUCCAUGUUUGAAGAACUGUGUAACUCAGUAACUGACUUGUUCUGAUGUUGUAGCUCAAUAGAAGUGAUUUGGAAGGAAGCAUGGUUUAUGAGACGGUGUCUGUUCUUUUGUGCCAGCUCUGUAUGAUGUUUGUAAGACCAUGUUUGUAAGACAUGAAUAAAUUGCUGCUUUUGCCCAACCCAUUUCAACUUAGACUUUCUGCCAAUGGACUCUUUAGUGAGCCUUCUCUUACAGUUAUAUGAGCUUUCAAGCUUCUCUGAUAGAUCAUCUGUUGUACUUUAGGGAAAUUUAGGGACCGAGUACCAAGAUUUUCCAAAGACUUUUAUUUUGUUUAAUGCUUAACAAUUAUCUGGAACAGAUAUAAUCAAACAGAAACUAAACAAGUGCAGGGUGUGAUGGCUCAUGCCUAUAAUUCUGACAACUUGGGAGGCUGAGACUGUCUUUAAAUAAGAUAUAAAAAGGACUAGGGAUGUGACUCAGUGGUUAAAUGUCCCUGAGUUCAAUCCCCCAUCCAAAACAAAAACAAAACCCCCCAAAUCUCAUAUGCUUCUGGGAGAAAAGACAGGAACAUACUGAAAGUAUUGUCUUAGCCUCUCCUGCAUUGAUAGGCCAUUUAUACAAUGGAGAAUCCACAAAGACACAUGAUCCUUGAAUGGGAAAUAGACCUAAGUUUCAUCUCCAAAUUGUUCCCCCUGACCCAGGAUGCAGAUGAUACUGACGGUGCCAAUGCUGCUGCUGCUGUAUUACCUCCAGCACUAAUACCACCACCUUAUAUUGGGAUGACUUAUUUAAAGUUAUACUUCACUUAAAGGGGAAUCUUUCUGUGACAUUCAUUGAUGCACUCCCAAGAUCUGUUAUGUAGCUGACUGAAAUAUUUGCUGGAUUAAAAUUUAAAACUCAAUAGUAGAACAUAUUUUCUAAUUUAUGUCUUCUCAUUUCACAGCACAACACAAGAUGUAGAUAACAGUCCUCUAAGUUUACUGAUAAUGAAGAUAAAUUUCAGUUUACCAUCUAAUUUUAAACUACCCAGUGGCAAAAUUGAAGCUACCUGAAUUCAAAAUUGCUGCUUUGUGAACAGUAUCAGACAGACCUGCUUCUAAGCAAGCACAGUAUCAUAUGUUUUGCUUCUUUCACCCAAAUUCUUAUGAUAAUGUCACAUACAUGGCAAAUACUGAAAAUUCUGAAAAAUACUGGUUGAAAUAAUUCCAUAGAGUGUUGUUGUUUUGUUGUUGCGUGUUUUUUUAAGCACAGAUCAGUAACAAGAAGGUGGUAGAAACAGAAGCUAAAGUGCAUGGGGUCUCCACUACAAGUUUUUAAGGACUAUUAUCUGUUUUCUUGAACAACCAUAUUUGAGAGUCUAUCCAGACAACAGCUCUAUGCCAUCUUGUAUAUCUUGACUAUCAGUGUCAAUCAAUCCAGUGGUAAUAACUGUGUGAGACUAAAUCACAGCUUAGCAGAAAAGGGAUGGCUAAGACUAUCUGUGAAAUGGGAAGCUUUCCCAAGCCUAAUAGGAACACUUCUAUUCAUUGUCUCAUGAGUAAAAUUACAUAGAUCUUGAAUUUUUAUGUUGAUGAAAUAUGAAUUGAUAAAAUACUUUUAAAGUUGACUUCUCUCUUAUUUAAAAUAUUUUCAUUGUUCUCUCUACCUUAAUGGAUAAAAGCAUGAGCUCUAUAUUCAGACUCCCAUAUUAUUACUCUUGGCUUCAUUUGUUAUUAACUGUGUGAGGUAUGUCUCACUAUUAAACAUUUCUAUAUCUCAGUUUCUUCUUUUAAAAAAGGGAUGAUAAUAAUUCCACACUCUUCCACACUCGCAAAAUAUCUCAAAUACACAGAAGGAUAGGAAGGAAUAUCAUUAGUUCA